UUAACCUCAAGGACACAGGGUUCACAGGUAGUCAGUUAGACACACUGAAACAACACAAAAGGCAAUAUGUUAUACUGCUCCUCCUGGCAACCUGCAGCAGUCAAGAUGGAUGAUGUGUUUUGUGUGUUUGCCCUGGUCGCCCUGUUGCCCGUGUCCCAGACGGUGAAGCUGACCGGCCUGUUUGGCAGCUUCACCUCCCCAGACUUCCCCCGCCCGUACCCCAACAACCAUCACGCCGUGUGGAACAUCAGCGUUCCGGAAGGUCACCGGGUCAAACUCUACUUCACCCACUUCAGCCUGGAGCCCUCAGAGAACUGCCAAUACGACUACAUCCAGGUGCUGGCCGAGGCAAACGAGACUUUGCGUUUCUGUGGCGACGGAGAGAAAGGAUAUGAGGACGCUCCUAGGAACACGGUCAUCCUGUCGGCCGGGAACGUCAUGUCUGUGGUCUUCAGGAGCGACUACUCUAACGAGGCCCGUUUCACAGGCUUUCACGCAUUUUACACCUCCGAAGAUGUCAACGAGUGUCUGAGCCUGGUAGAGGGGGAAGCUGUUUGUGAUCAUUACUGUCACAAUUAUGUUGGUGGCUAUUACUGCUCAUGCAGGUUGGGAUACCUUCUCCAUGACAACAACAGAUCCUGCACUGUGCCGUGCCAGGUCCAGGUUCUGACAGAGGGGUCGGGGGAGCUGACUAGUCCAGGGUACCCGGCUCCCUACCCCAGCAUGUGCACGUGUGACUACACCAUCCGGCUGCCACAGGGAUCCCGGAUCCUUCUGGACUUCCCCGAACCCUUUGACGUCGAGGGUCACCCCGAUGUCCCCUGUCCCUACGACAACCUGAAGAUAUCCACAGAGGGCCAGGAGUACGGACCCUUCUGUGGAUCUUCCUCGCCUGGACAGAUCGACACAGGAAGUUACCAGGUCCACAUCACGUUCAGGUCUGACGCCUCAGGGAAAAACAAAGGGUGGAAGAUCAAGUACUCUAGUGUCACCACCACCCAGGAACAAAGGGUGAAAUAAAUGUCACAUAUGUUGGUAUGACCCAAUAUGUUAUGGAUUUUAAGAUGCAAGCAGAAUAAAGCCAGUCAUCUCCAAAUUGAUUCAAAUUAUGUCUUUGGUUUAGCGAAAAAAUCUACAGGCAUAUGGUUUGUGGAUGCAAGUCCGAUUGCCAUUAUUUCCAUUCACAUUUUCCAAUGUUUUUUUAUUGGUGGUAAGUAAUACAUACUGUUGCUAAAGUGAUGUUAAUACUGUUAGAUGUCUUUAAAAGAUUUGAACCAAUUUGCUGGUUUCUAUUCAAAAGUAAAAUGUUUUUUAGUUUAACUAGUAUCUGUCAUAAAGUUAACCAUACAAAAUAUAUAACAGUGAUCCUUUCUUGGGAAACCUCACUAUUACAACGAAAUGCAAAGAUAACCUAAUAUCACCCUAUUCAAACUUGACUUCAGUCUGAUGCAUAGACUUUACAAGGUUCAGUAAUUCGCUCCUGAAAACAUUGAAUUAAUGCAGUGAAGUACUUUGAAAGUCAAAUCAACUGCUGGUCUCGUAGAAACAGUUCAUGGUG
Osmerus eperlanus (European smelt) is the source of this 1558-nucleotide messenger RNA. RefSeq names its product MBL associated serine protease 2 (gene masp2). Bases 67 to 1020 code for a protein of 317 amino acids. The transcript has 6 exons. Gene Ontology annotation, molecular function: serine-type endopeptidase activity; calcium ion binding. The record is from RefSeq and is a predicted model, not a curated record. NCBI's taxonomy places the organism in Eukaryota, Metazoa, Chordata, Actinopteri, Osmeriformes, Osmeridae.